UAAACCCUCAUGUAACACUUAUCUCAUCUUUGUUAUCUUCUGUUCUUCUUCCAAGAAGAUAUGGAGAUCAUUUCCAUUUUGUUUUUUCUACUUGUUUUUAUUGCAAGCGUUGUUCAUAUUUUCUUUUAUUUUCCCACCAAAAAAAUCCAUGCAUGGAUCAAGUCGUUCUUCACCAACGCGUGUCCGAAAGCAAGCAGUACUCUUGCUGCCGCUAGUGCUCGUCAAGUUUUGGAAUCUUCCAAAGAAAGGAAGGGUAGUAGUGGAUAUAAGAAAGGUGAGCUGACGACGGUAUUUGCCACCUUUGACAAGAACGGUGAUGAAUUCAUAACGAAGCAAGAGCUUCGAGAGUCGUUGAAGAACCUUGGUAUCUUGGUUACAGAGAAGGAAGUUGAAGAACUGGUUGCGAAAGUUGAUGCUAAUGGAGAUGGGUCGAUUGACUUUGAUGAGUUCUGCAUGUUGUACGAAGCUGUGAUUGGGCAUCAAGAUCAUGGAGCUUCAGGAGGUAUUGGAGAAGAUGGCAAAGAUGAGGUUUUUGAUGAAGAGGGGAACUUAAAGGAGGCUUUUGAUGUGUUUGAUAAAGAUAAAGAUGGGCUAAUUUCAGUGGAGGAGCUGGGCUUUGUUUUGUCUUCUUUAGGUUUAAAGGAAGGGAAGAAGUCUGAGAAUUGUAAAGAGAUGAUUAGGAGGGUUGACAGUGAUGGAGAUGGUAUGGUUAAUUUUGAUGAGUUCAGGAGGAUGAUGAAGUCUGGAGAAAAGCUUGUUAAAGUCUCUUGAAUCUAAAUGGAUUCUAAGUUCAUCCUUACCAGAUCCAGGUAAUUUGGAGUUCUAAUUUACAUGAAAGAGGAGAAACAAAAUUCAGAUGUCACACAGAUUGUUGAUACGACAAUAAAAGUGCCGUUCACCGUCCAGUUUUAAGCUUCUUCUUAAAAUUGUUUGCCUUGAGUUUCACAUACAUCUUGGAGUACAUUUGAUAUGUUGUAUAAAAUUUUCUCUUUAUUCCUAUUCUUAUAACAGUGUUCCAGACAGUGUUGAGAGU
Molecule: messenger RNA, 1033 nt
Organism: Mangifera indica (mango)
Lineage: Eukaryota; Viridiplantae; Streptophyta; Magnoliopsida; Sapindales; Anacardiaceae
Product: calmodulin-like protein 3
Exons: 1
Coding region: 61-771 (236 amino acids)
Molecular function (GO): calcium ion binding
Source: RefSeq, a predicted model, not a curated record